AUGGGUCUGAAGCUGCUCGAGUCCCAACUAUGUUUCCUGCUGCUGCUGGGACUUCUCCUGAAGGUGCCCUCAUUCCAGGUUCCACCUGGUUUAACUCCUUCCCGGUGGUUUAUAAUCCAGCAUAUAAGGAAUAGUACUACCAUCCAAUGUAAUGCUGCAAUGCUGGGAGUUAACAGAUACACAAGAAGAUGCAAGGACAUAAAUACUUUUCUUCAUACACGUUUUGCUAAUGUUGUUAAAGAGUGUUACAAUAGAGAUACUAACUGCAAGAACGAACGAACAAUUUGUCAUGAUAGUUCAUCUCAGGUAUCUAUAACUUACUGUAACCUCACAACUCCGUCGGCAAAUUACAUAAAAUGCAGAUACCAAACAACACACGACGUGAAGUCCUACACAGUGGCUUGUGACAGCAGAACCCCACAAGACAAGCUCACCUACCCAGUGGUCGUGGUUCACUUGGAUGGGAUAUUUUAGAUAGCUCCAGCACCACCACUUUGUACCUUUGCUCAUCAGCUAGUGCCAGGAAAAUCCUAGUGCUGAAGAACCCAUUCCUUGGCUGCGCUGCCUAUCAGGACCUGUCCUCA
This is a messenger RNA of Meriones unguiculatus (Mongolian gerbil), 584 nucleotides long. Its product is annotated as eosinophil cationic protein. Gene Ontology annotation, biological process: chemotaxis; innate immune response in mucosa. The transcript has a single exon. The coding region runs from base 1 to 474 and encodes 157 amino acids. Gene Ontology annotation, molecular function: RNA nuclease activity; nucleic acid binding. The record is from RefSeq and is a predicted model, not a curated record. NCBI's taxonomy places the organism in Eukaryota, Metazoa, Chordata, Mammalia, Rodentia, Muridae.